Molecule: messenger RNA, 1275 nt
Organism: Eremothecium gossypii ATCC 10895
Lineage: Eukaryota; Fungi; Ascomycota; Saccharomycetes; Saccharomycetales; Saccharomycetaceae
Gene: CCE1
Product: cruciform cutting endonuclease
Exons: 1
Coding region: 1-1275 (424 amino acids)
Cellular component (GO): mitochondrion
Molecular function (GO): flap-structured DNA binding; crossed form four-way junction DNA binding; Y-form DNA binding
Source: RefSeq, marked provisional
AUGGUCCUGUGGGCGGCGCCGGAGUCCAAAGUAGCGGCCAUGCUUUCGAGUUCUGAGGCUGCUGUGUCGGCGUCGUUUCAGUUAGCAACUCACGGUGGUGAUUCGGAGGGAUGGGGAUCAGCGAGCAGCACGGACAAAUAUAAGAGCAGCACGGGCAUUUGUCUAGUCGGCUGGUGUUUUGUGUCCACCGUGACGCUGGCGCUGGGCUGGAGUGCAAAAACCGGAGCCACAAGCGUGCGCGUCCGACGGGGAAAGCUGCGAGCGUGGCAGCAGCAGAGAAUGGGUGCGGGAGUGCUAGAGCGGUGCUGGGAGCGCGCGGACGCGCGCACGCUGCGCGCGGCCGCGCUGAUGCUGGGCGCGGCAUACGGAAGCAAGAAGGCAGACGCGCGGGCGCAGCUGGCGAUGCAGGUGGCGCGGCUGCGCCGCCUGCGUGACGUGCGGCUGCGCCGCGGGCGCGUCGCGCUGCUGGCGGUAGACCCCGGUCUGGUGAACUUCGCGUACGCACAGCUGUACGUGGGUACGGGCGCGCCGGUCGUGGUCGCGUGGGACAAGCUGGACCUACGCAUCUCGGCAGCGAGCGCCGCGGAAGCGCCAGAGGCGAUGGGCGAGAUGGUGCGCGGCGUGGUCGGGCGGCUGCUGGCGCACGAGCCGGACUUUGUGGCGAUUGAGCGCCAGCGCGCGCGGAAUCCCGGCAGCAGCGCCGUGGCCGGGGCGGUGUUGCGCACGAAUCUGCUCGAGCACGGGCUGCACGCGGUGCUCCCGCCGCUGGCCGCGCUGCGCGGCAUGCCGGAGCCGCUGGUUGCGGCGUCGCUGCCGCGGCGGAUGGCGGACUUCUGGUGUGGGUCGGGCGCGGAGCGCGCAGCGGACUCCAAGCGGCUGCGCAUCCUGCUGGCGCGGGCGCUGCUGCGCGAGGCCGCGGUGGCCGCGUCCCCCGGCAUGCUCGCCCUCGGCCCGGCGCUGGCGGCCGCGCGCGACGCGGACGUCGGCUCGUCUAGGGCGUUCAGCAUCCACCGCGCGCUAGGACUACCGGCGGCGCCGGUGCGAGAUCUGCCAGUGGCGCCGGCCAAGGAUGAUGAUCUCGCCGACGCGCUCUUGCACGCACUCGCAUGGGCUACGUGGCUCGAGGUUUACGAGCAGCUCGAGGCGUUUGCCGCAGCGCGCGGCUCCGCGUCCGGGGAUGCGUUGGUGGGCUAUCUGCACGAACUGGUAGCCGGCCACUACGCGCGCACGGCCUCGCUGCUGCGUGGGAGCCCGCAGCCGGCCACAGCUGCAUAG